AGUAUGUUAAAGCUUUUCUGUACAUAAACCUCAUAAUUUCUUUAGGCUGUAAGCAGCUGAGCUGAUGAGAAGCCAACGAAAUAAGCAAUGAUGGUACCAUCUUGUUAUUCUGCACAAACCACCACUGUUGUUGUUCUUGCUCUAUUCAAAUUCAUGUUACACUUUAGAAACUGUACUCUAUGUCGACCAGUAUAGUAUUUGACUUUAAACCUAUCUUAAACUGAAACCAGAGCAGCGCUGUCAACAUCGGUCUAGAGACAGUGGAAUAAUACAACAUAAGCCCUUUACUCAUAAAGUGUUACUUGCUUGUUGUAGUCGUCUACUAUGCAAGCAAACUCUAUAUCGAAUCAUCAUUGCUCAGUCACAAAAGCCUUCACAUGACAGGUGGAAUUAACACUGGUUAUUGCGCGAAAAUGUAUUUUGCUUGCUGAGUGCUGUACUUUCUUUUACCUAAAUUACCUGAUAAAGUUUGAAAGUUUUAUUUAUCAUUGAAGAAAUAUUGUAUUGUUUUCUCUUACAAACAUUUUGUUUUUCAAUUUUAGUUGCCUUCUAAAGGACUACUGUUUUAUUCCUGGUCCAAUGACUUCCUUUUGCAUGCAGGAAAGUGGGACAGAUUAUUAUUGUCAAGAUUCAAGACUACUUCAACAAAAUAUCUAACAAAAAAUAAUGGAAAACAUUGGAGUAGGCUUGGCGUGAAACCUGAUGCGGAACCAGGAUGUCCUAUUGUCGAUCAAGAAGUAGACACUGGGAUGAAGACUGUUGUACGUGUGCCUAGCCGUCAACUUGCAGCCAGGACUAGUGGAGGUUCAGCUGAGGCGUAUAUGCAACCAAAACCAGUCAAUAUGAGGUAUAAUCCGCGUAUGUACGAUGGUGGUCUACUGCCUAGACUGGACUACACUGAUAGACAGGUAGUACUACCGGAAUUUAAACCACGCGAUAUGUGGGCUCCACAUCGUGCAUAUUUUGGGCAAAAUGACUACAUAGAUAUUCUUGGUGAUGGAAAAAUCAAACCACGUGAUUUCUACACUGGACCACCGUGGAUAUUAGGUGCACGAAAUGAAUAUCAACGUGUAUGCGGCCGACUGAAUAAUUCAGCUAUUGUUGCAUGGAUGGAAGAAUUUGAACCAACCAAACUGCAAGAUGAAUAUAAAUUACAAAGAUAUUUAUAUAAAAAGAUGAAUAAACGUAAAAAUAUCAAAUUUCAACGAUAUCGUGAUUCACCAUAAUUUCAAUCUAUUUAACUGCGUUUAUCUCUUUUUUUUGGUUUCUUUAAAUAUUGUGUACAUAUAGGCAUAUAAAUAAUUAAAUAAAUAAUAAUUAUUAUUAUCUGCUUAAGUUCCUAGACAGGAACAUAAGGAUUCAGCCGGGCACUUCUCCAUUGAGUUUGGUUCUCCAACAACGUUUUUAUCAUCUGGCGGCUCCACACGUUUCCCCAAAUGCUUUCAUCUCCUCUUCGCAUGACCUCCUCCUCCUCUCCCAUGUCAUCCUCA
This is a messenger RNA of Trichobilharzia regenti, 1490 nucleotides long. NCBI's taxonomy places the organism in Eukaryota, Metazoa, Platyhelminthes, Trematoda, Strigeidida, Schistosomatidae. The record is from the annotation of a GenBank genome assembly.